Molecule: messenger RNA, 1036 nt
Organism: Cicer arietinum (chickpea)
Lineage: Eukaryota; Viridiplantae; Streptophyta; Magnoliopsida; Fabales; Fabaceae
Source: RefSeq, a predicted model, not a curated record
CACACAAAUCUAUCAUAUUUUCUCUUCUUCUUAUAUAUACCCAAAAACAUUAUCAUAAAAAAUAUAUAAAAAAAAAAUGUUUGAUCCAGAAAGAUACCAACCCAAAAUCUCUGUUCCAGUUUCAAAUGGUAUUAUACAACAAAAAACAAAUCACACCAACAACAACAUUUGUAAAACAAAAAGCAAGAACAAUUCUCAUCAACAACAUGUUGAAGAUGAUGAAUCUGGCAUGUGUUCUCCUCCUUUAUGGUCAACAAAGAAUACUCACAACAAAAGCAACAAUUAUAAAAGUCUUUCACCUGAAUCAAAGACACAAGCAAUUGAAAGAGGACAAAAGGAGUUAAUGGAAAUGGUUAAGAACAUGCCAGAGUCAUGUUAUGAACUCACUUUAAAAGAUCUUGUGGAACAUCAUUCUCCAAAGGUUGUUGAAGAAAAGAAGAAUUUGGGCAACAAAAACACACGCAAAAGAGAAGGAAUUAGUACUAGUAAUAGUAAUAAUGGUAGAAAGAUUGAUAAGAGAAAUAUUGGGAAUUUUGAUAGUGGUGGAUUUUAUCUCAAAAUGGUGUUUCCAAUUUCUUUGGGAUCAAAGAAACAUAAUAAGAAGAAAGAGUUAUUGGUUAAUAAUAAUAGUGCUUCUUCAAAGGUUUCUCCAAGAACAUCGGUUUCUGAUGGAUUUGUUAAUAAUAAUAAAGAAUGGUGGAAGAAGAAGAGUGUUUUGGAAUGUGAAGGUGUCGAGAGUAAUAGUGGGGGUGGCAAUAGCAUGAAAAGAGUUGGUAGCAGCAGUACCAGCAGUUGCAGCAGCAGGAGUAAUAGCAGGCAUGAAAUGAGUGGUAGUAGCUGCUGGCCUUUCAUACGAAGGUCUGUAAUCCUAUCACAAAAGUAAGGGUUGCCUUUGAUGAUGUUCCAGACCAGAUAUGUAUUUACUAUGCAAACUUAUAUGAAGAGUGUGUUUUGUGUAUAAUCUAUCUUCCAACAGAUAUAUCUUAACAAUUUAAUUUUUUUUUAUCUGCAUUUAAAGUUAUAGUUCUUAACCAUC